AUGACGAUCCACUCGCCUCUCGUUGCGAACACUGUCGUAUCCACUCGCUCGCCUGCUCGCGGCGACUUGGGGCGCUACGUCUUUCGCAAGAACUUACGCGACACGUUGUAUGGCGAGACGGCGUUGUACCACGACACGCACCUCCAGAAACUAGUGGUGCUCAAGCGCAUUAGUCUCUCGCUCUUGCACCAGCACCAGCAGCAACAACAACAACAAGAAGAAGACGACGAAGAAGAACGAGACGAGACCGCGGGUACGGUUAGGGAAGAUCCGCUGAACGAACGCGCUGUGAUGCAGCUGCUCGACGACCCGUUGCUCGCGUGCGCGCCCGGGCGCACUUCCAUUGUAGCCUACGAGCGCGAGGGCUUUUUUGCCGUCCAAGACAGUGUCUUUGUAGCCAUGGAGUUCUGUACAGGCGGCGACCUCUACGACUAUGUCACGGCGCAGCCCACGCGUCGGCUACAAGAGACCGACGCGCUGGCGCUCGUUGCGCAAGUGGCGUCGGGGCUGAGCUUUCUCCAUGCCAUGGGCGUGGCCCAUCGCGACCUGUCGCUCGAGAACGUGCUGCUCGAGAACGGACGGGCGAAACUCUGUGACUUUGGCGUCAGUGUGACGACCGCCCACGACGACUGCGCGUCGCAGCGCGUGGGCAAAUACUACUACAGGGCGCCCGAAGUGGGCCACGGCGCCAAGAGGUACGACCCCAAGGCCGCGGACGUCUGGUCCCUCGGCGUCCUCCUGUUGAUCCUCCUCACGGGCUCUCCGCUGUUUGUCGACGAGCAGGCGCGGGCCCCGACGUUGCGCGUGCUGCAGAAGUACGGCGUGGGCAAACUCCUCGAGCUCUGGGGCGUGCGCCAAGACGUGUCCACGUCGACGGUCAAGUUGCUCGCGUUGAUGCUCCAAGUGGAGCCAUUGCGACGGGUUAGCGCAGACGACGUGGCACACCACCCACUUUUGCAACCACGCGCGUGCGUGACCGUCGGGCCGACGGCCCCCUGCACGGGAAUCAAAUGUAGCCAAGUGGGUACGAUAUAA
Messenger RNA from Hyaloperonospora brassicae, 1035 nucleotides. The record is from the annotation of a GenBank genome assembly. NCBI's taxonomy places the organism in Eukaryota, Oomycota, Peronosporomycetes, Peronosporales, Peronosporaceae.